CUUUGCAAAUGUUGGAAAAACUUACAUUUGGAAAGAAAAAUGGAAGUUCCAAACCAUAUGCUCGUUCAUAUUUUCCCACCUUUUGGCCGUGGCAAUGUAAUUAAGUUGAUAAAGGGAUAAAUGAAAAUUUAUAACCCAAAAAUUUGACUCUACUUUUUUAUGUUUGUUUAAUGAGAAUGGAAAUAAGUAUGGGAUUCAUAAUGGAAUAUUCUCAUUUCGAUCACUUUAUCCCGCUUACCAAACACAUAAAUCCCGUUUCUCAGUAAUUUUGAUAAAAUCAAAGUUGUUCUGCACAUGAUAUUAUUAGGGUUUGGAGAUAACUAUUGAUCAAAUUCGAAUUAGGGUUUCGACAAGGCAGUCCGCAGAUUCCGACUACUAUUGAUCAAAUUCGAAUCUAGGGUUGUAAUCUUUGAGAGGGGAAAAUGCCAGGACCAGGAUCACACAUGAUAUACGGGUUGGGGUCAGGGUUGGGGCUGAUGGUAGCAUCUGAGGGUCGGUUCAGUCCUCAUCACUGCAUAUGCUACGCUGUCAACGCCUUCUUUGGACCCGAUAUCGGAUCUUUCUCGGAGUGGCUAAGUGGAUUUGGGUCCGCGUUUGGGUUCGGGGACUCCCUAGGCUCUACCGUCUCCGAUCUCAUCCACCAUCCAUUUUAUUACAUCCUCUUCUUAGGUUUUCCACUUUCUCUUCUCUACUCCUGGGCUUCUCGAUUUGCACUCCAUAAGGGUCUGCUUCAUUCUAUAUCCGGGGUGCCACUCUCUAGAAUGCAGUGUUUUCUUCUGAUUUCAGCUGGAUCUUUAUCACAUUUCUUUCUAGACCACUUAUUUGAGGAAAAUGGCAAAUCUUCAACAUACACUUGGAUAUUGAGCACUGGCUGGUGGGAUGGUCGUGCCCCUAUCAACCCAGACGCUGUUUUAGUAGUUAGUCUGUUGUGCAUUGCGUUAAUUAUUGGCUUUGCAUACAUCCACAGAGUAAGACCAUCAAAAUCCUUUAGGACACAGUAUAAUCAGUCUGUGAUACUGAUAAUGGUCAUAGCAGCUUUGUAUUGCCUAUGCAAGUCAAUUAUAUCUUGUACAACCUCGUCGACCGGCCGUUGGUGAGGAGGCUGACCUUGGUGUUCUUGUCUUUUUGUUCACAUACUUUUUCCUGCCUCACACCCUGUGCAUCAAGUCCAUGAACCCCAAAAAUCAUCACGAAGUAUCUGGACAACUCCCUUUGUAGAAGAUCAUAUUUCGUCUCCGUGGCUUCGAAUAUUAGAAGAGCUUGUCAUUUUAACAGCUAUAAUGAAAAGAUUGCUACACUUGAUAUUUCUAUGGCCUUGGCCUGGGUGGCAUUUUCGACUGAUGAAGUUUCAGAACAGAGUAAUGUUCAUGUAAGAAAAGAUAAUAAGAGAUGUAGAUAAUCCAGUAGCUUAACUUGUGAGCUUUCAGGUUAUAUCCUAGAGGUCACCUAUUCAAGUGAUCGAGUCCCUUUAGGUCCACUAGAGGUUGGAAGUUUUUUUGGUCAUUAGCUUUAGGGCUCUGAGAAUAGUUGAUGUCCGCAAAUUGGCCUAGAUAUCCAUGUUUAGAUGUUGAUUGGGUUAGUCUAGUGCUUGGGUGUUUUUCUUUUUACCAUUGUGAAAUUGCGACAAGAUUCAAUUUUUACCAUUUAUAGAAAGAGUUAAAUUCUUCUUUUCCUUGUAAAGAUUCUCUCACCUUGCCCUAAUAAUAAAAAAAAAAAAAGUGUAGCGGGUUUCAAAUCUUUGCCAUCCUUUGGUGGUGUUUGACAGAAUGUUUGAAAAUAUAGUCUGUCAGGCUGGUUCUUACUUCUUAGUUUAUUGCUGCUUGUAUUGAUGAUCAAGAAUCUAGAUGUAUUGAUGUAAUAGUCAAAUCUCUAAAACAAACAACACUAAUUUAUGAAAUUAUUUUUACCCA
Amaranthus tricolor (Joseph's coat) is the source of this 1910-nucleotide messenger RNA. RefSeq lists its product as uncharacterized. Lineage: Eukaryota; Viridiplantae; Streptophyta; Magnoliopsida; Caryophyllales; Amaranthaceae. Bases 423 to 1097 code for a protein of 224 amino acids. The record is from RefSeq and is a predicted model, not a curated record. The transcript is spliced from 4 exons.